Molecule: messenger RNA, 843 nt
Organism: Trichoderma citrinoviride
Lineage: Eukaryota; Fungi; Ascomycota; Sordariomycetes; Hypocreales; Hypocreaceae
Product: yeats-domain-containing protein
Exons: 2
Coding region: 1-843 (280 amino acids)
Biological process (GO): regulation of DNA-templated transcription
Source: RefSeq, a predicted model, not a curated record
AUGGCGCCGUCGAACCAAUUCGGCAAGCGCGUCAAGCUGACGCAGGUCCGGCGCCCGUUUGUCGUCGGCAGCACGGCGCUCCCCUUCUCGGACACGAACCCGCGACCGCCUGGGACGCCUGAUAACCACACGCACUCGUGGCAGGUCUUUGUGCGCGGCCUGGAGGACACGGACAUCACCUACUGGCUGCGGCGCGUCCAGUUCAAGCUGCACGAGUCUAUCCCAAACUACGUCCGAAUGGUCGAAGGAGAGCCGGGCAAGCCAUUCGUCGUCAACGAGACGGGAUGGGGAGAGUUCGACAUCACGAUCAAGCUAUACUACGUCAACGACUCGGGCGAGAAGCCGCAGACGCUGUACCACUACCUGCGCCUCCACCCCUACGGCAGGACCGAGGAGGAGAAGCAGUCGAUGCUGGCGGCCAACGGCGAGGUCCGCGCCUGGAGCUACGAGGAGCAGCUGUUCAACGAGCCCUACGAGGCCUUUUACCAGAUCCUCACCAGCGGCGCCGUGCCCAAGGGAUGGAAGCCGGCGGCCGGAGGAGGAGGAGCAGCAGGCGGCGGCAAGGGCAAGGGCAAGGGCAAGAACCGCGCGCCGCCCCCGCUGCCCGCGCCCGACAGCGGCGAGGUCUGGGAGCGGACGGCCAUGAUCCCGAACACGAACCGCCCCGGCCAGCCCUUUAGCCGGGAGACGGAGGCGGCGGAGAUCAAGAAGCUGGCGGACGCGCAGCAGAAGACGGAGGAGAUGACGCGGCAGCUGCUGGCCGAGCUCAAGAAGAAGGAGGAGCAGCUGGCCAAGCUCAAGGCGGAGAACGCGGCACUCGCGGCGGCGGCGAAGACUUCGUAG